Scylla paramamosain (green mud crab) is the source of this 2353-nucleotide messenger RNA. RefSeq lists its product as uncharacterized. NCBI's taxonomy places the organism in Eukaryota, Metazoa, Arthropoda, Malacostraca, Decapoda, Portunidae. The record is from RefSeq and is a predicted model, not a curated record. The transcript is spliced from 4 exons. The coding region runs from base 448 to 1620 and encodes 390 amino acids.
AAUUUUCUUAUGUUUUACAUACAAUCUGUACUAUCAUUUUGCUAAUGAGAUAUCGUAUUUCUCUCCCCCGUUUUGGCAUGCGCUUGUCUCUGUUCUUGUGUGUAAAAUUGUGACGUAGGAGUUGAGUGACGUAGACAGGAUGGAAGUGUUGUCCAUGCCGUCAGCUAGCGGCCCUUCAUUGUUUCUCGGGUGGUGACGACUGGUGGAGGUGUUGGGGCAAGGGUUGCAGUGCCCAGGUGUGGGGCAGGGAUUUAAUGUUGAUGAUCCUGGAGCUGUGUGGCACAUGGUCCAGUCUCAAGAAUGUUAUGCCAAAGUACAACAUUGUGCUAGUAAUUGUGAUCUUGAAGCUGUGAAAAGUGAUCUCAACUCCAGUUUCACCUGUGUGCUGAUAGGGGAGGCACUGUAAUAUCCGUCCUCGCUUACACACAAAGACGGAGGCACACAGUUAUGGGGAGAGCCUUGUCGCCGCUAUCGCUGCUGCUGCUGCUGCUGCUGCUGCUUUUGAUAGCCCUAAGUCCUGGAGGCGCACCAGGCCCCACCCUGGCCCUGGACUGCGAUGAUGCUAACACAGUAGUAAAGGAAAGAGAAACACAAGUCAUCGUCACCAUGGACAUUGGAACGAGUGAACUAGCUUCUAUUAUUAUGUUUGUGAAGCCUGAGAGUGACUUUGAGGGCGUCCGAGUUGAUGUGCAGGAAAGUGAUGGCACUCACCACUCUGCCUGGUUCCCUGCUGAAUGUUUCCCGCGCAAUGGCAUGUGGCAGCAAUUCUUGCCGGAUACAUGGAUAACCAAGAGACGGCUUGAUUUGCGCUUUGUGUUUCAUGCCUGCGGGAAGGAGUGCAAGAUCACCACUGUCCAGCGAGGCCCCCACAGCCUCAGUGUGGUGGCUCACGGCCCUUCCAGGUGGAUAAAAGGGCGCACGCCUACGACCUGUGACGUCACCUUCGCUGGGAAAUCAUGGAACGCACAACUGCCCACCUGCCAGGACCCUCCAUCUACAAAAAAAAUCACCACGACCACCAUCACCACCACCAACACGACCUCUGGGAAGCCCUCUACUCUUAAGACACAAGGCAAGAUAAACAUCAUAGCGGCGUCAGCAGCAGGAAUGGUGGCGGUUUUGGUGGUGGUGUUGGUGCUAGUGAUCGGUCGAAAGCGGAAUUUUGUAACACCACCAAAUGAGGUAAAGUUCCAGUCCAAACCUGAGGUCCCCAACUGCCACCCGCAGUUUACCGCCAGUCAUGACAAUGAAGGCUUCUCUUCCGAUAUCCUGCCUGAUCUACCAGCACGCCCAGUGAUAGUAUCGCGGCCUGCACAGUUCCAUCCUGCCAUCCCCAAGCGCAACCUUCAGUUCACCACCGACCAGGGACGUAACCCAGACCAAGACGAGGAAGAAAUCUAUUACGAAAUCCUGCCUGACCUCACAACAAGGCGAGUGAUAGUGUCACAGCCUACACAGGACUCAGAGGAACACAUCUACGAGGAAAUAAUGCCUAAACACGACGUGCGGUUUCCCUUUCCUGUAAACGAGAAUGUGUCUCCUCCCAGUGAUGCUACCUCCCCUCACGGGCACCUAGAGGUUUUGGGAACCAGCGGAUUACACAUUUACGACACAGUGUAGUAUGCAACAUGCAAUGAAAUCUGGAAAAUACAAUCAAAAGACUGUAAGGAAAGCAAUUCUUGUUUUGUAAAGGAGGAGCUUCAUCCUUCAAGUAUUCGUCAAUAAUGUUUCGUGAUUUGCUUAGCUCGGUUUGUUUUAGCAAAAGUGAUCUUUGUUAGCUUGUUCGUUAGUUUGUCCAAGAGUGGCCCCGUGACCAGUGUGCAUUCUCUGCUGCGGCGCCGGACCAGUGUGCACUCCCUGCUGGGGCACCGGGCCAGAGAGCACUCCCUGCUAGGGCGCCAAGCAAGAGGGCACUCCUUGCUGGGUCGCCGGGCCAAAGUACACUCCCUACUGGGGCGCCAGGCCAGAGGGCACUCCUUGCAGGGGCGCCAGGCCAAAGGCCACUCCGUGCUGGGGUGCCGGGCCGGUGUGCACUCCCUGCUGGGGUGCCGGGCCAGUGUGCACUCCCUGUUGCGGCACCGGGCCAGUGCGCACUCCCUGCUGGAGCGCCGGAGCAUUGUUUACCCCCUGCUUGGGCGCCGGACCAGUAUGCACUCCCUGCUGGGGCACGGGGCCAGAGGGCACUCCCUGCUGGGGCGCCGGAUCGAAGUGUGAUGAAGACCAAAAUUCCAAGAUAGCUCGCUCAAAAGUCAAGGAAUCACGUGCAUUGCUUUAGGUUACAUCAGUUACUCUCUUCAGUAUUAUUGUAGACUUGUUUUGUGUUGCAAUUCCAACAUAAUAAACACCGAGGCUG